Oryzias latipes (Japanese medaka) is the source of this 3255-nucleotide messenger RNA. RefSeq names its product CAP-Gly domain-containing linker protein 4. NCBI's taxonomy places the organism in Eukaryota, Metazoa, Chordata, Actinopteri, Beloniformes, Adrianichthyidae. Gene Ontology annotation, molecular function: microtubule plus-end binding. The record is from RefSeq and is a predicted model, not a curated record. Gene Ontology annotation, biological process: cytoplasmic microtubule organization. Gene Ontology annotation, cellular component: microtubule plus-end; cell cortex; nucleus.
CUGAACAGGAAGUUGUCUGUUUUGUACUGCAUCCCUGGAGAUGACAGGUUCUAAAUCCGCUGUUUUUUUCUAGACAUUUCCUCCAUGAACAAGGUGAAUGAAGUUCUGAAGGACAGGCUCUGGCCCUGAGGGGGAGAUGACAAAGGAGGAAGUUUCAGAGCCGCCUCAGGGGGAGGCUGUCCUGGGCUGCUUCUCAAGACUUUCUUCCCACCAGCAGACAGUCAUCCACCAGGUGGCCUCUGCCCCGAUGCCCAGUGACUGUGAGUUCUCCUUCUUCAAUCCCAGCGAGCCACAAUGCAAAGAGAUUCUCCAGGAUUCAAACACCACCAUACCAGAGCUGUUUGCUGUCCUCAGGCAGUGGGUUCCCCAGGUUCAGAAAAACAUCCACCUUAUUGGCAGUGAGAUCUUGAAGAGGGGCUGUGGAGUAAAUGAUCGAGAUGGCCUGACAGAUAUGAGUCUUCUGCACUACUGUUGCAAGGCUGGGGCUCCAGGCAUUGGUGAUGCAGAAAUAGCAGCCAGCUUUGCCCGCCAGCUUCUUGCCUUAGGUGCUGAUGCCAACCUUCGCUCACGUUGGACAAACAUGAGGGCCCUGCAUUAUGCAGCAUAUUUUGAUGUGCCUGAGCUGAUCCGAGUGAUUCUGCAGGCAUCCCGACCUGGAGAUAUUGAUGCCACCUGCAGUGACUUUGAUUUUGGCACAGCUUUACACAUUGCUGCAUCCAACCUGUGUAUAUCUACUGUCAAGUGUCUGCUGGAGCUGGGAGCCAAUCAUACUUUUAAAAAUGAGAAGGGUCAGUGUCCUGUGGAUGUGGUGCCUGACCCCCUUGACAUGCCUUUGGAGAUGGCUGAUGCUGCUGCCGUGGCCAAGGAGCUCCGGGUUCUGCUAAGACGGACUUUACCCAGACCCAGCUCCCCCCUCCCCUUCAUCAUUCAGCCCCAAUCCAUCCCUGCUCUCUCCGAUAAGGCCAAGAUGCAGCUGGCCUCCAUGGGAAUUCGAAUGGGUGAUCGUGUAGUGAUAGCUGGACAGAAGGUUGGAACGCUGCGUUUCUGCGGCAGCACCGAGUUCUCCGGAGGUCUCUGGGCCGGGGUGGAGCUGGACAAAGCGGAGGGAAAGAACAAUGGCGCUGUUGCCGGUGUUCAGUAUUUCACCUGCCGCAUGAAACACGGAAUUUUUGCUCCACUGUCCAAGAUAAGUAAACCUUUGGAAAAGCGUAAAACCAGCUCCGUAAAGAAUUCUACAACCAUUCGGCCCUCUCGUGGCAUUGAUUCAUCCCGCACUUCUUCCAAGAUUAACACAGGAAUCCUCUCCCGCUCAUCUUCAUCCUCCUCUCUGGAUUCUCGCCGUGGACCAGAUGCUCGACCUCGUCCGUUGCCAAGACGACGCAUUUCUACCAGGCAGCGAAAGGACGCUACUUCACAGAAUCCUAGGACAGCAUCAACAACGGCUCUUCGCUCUUCUCGCACAACAAGCACCACAACUGCAGGUUUUAGAAGUCGAACUCCCUCUGGCAGCAGCUCCCUGUGUGACGGCUCUGAGUUGCGACUGGGGGAGAGGGUGCUGGUGGUGGGACAGAGAACAGGAGUUGUUCAGUUCUGUGGAAAAACCAGCUUUGCUCCAGGAAUCUGGUUGGGCAUUGAACUGGACAAACCAAACGGAAAAAACGACGGCUCAGUGGGAGGAGUCCGGUACUUCCGCUGCCCUCCGAAACACGGCGUGUUUGCUCCUCCCUCUUAUGUUCAAAGGAUUCAUGGAUCAGUCGACUGCCUCUCAGAGCUCUCCUCCUCGCGCUUCAGCCAUCCCUUCAAAGGGACGAUCCGCCGCAGUUUCAGCACAUCAACAGCCAUCGCUGCUCUGAAGGAGUCGAACAGAAAAAGUCCAAUAAACAGGAACCACUCCAAUCCUCUUCGUCGGCGCUCCAACCACCUCAGCGGGGGCAGCGGUGGGAUCAGCAGAGGGUCCAGCCCCUUACUGUCUGAUGGACAGGUGCGCCUCAGACUGGGCAUGCAGGUCUUCUUGAACAGUGCAAAUGACAUGGCAUUCAUCCGUUACUUUGGCACUGCUGACUUCGCUCCGGGCCUCUGGUUGGGUCUGGAACUAAGAAGCCCGAAAGGUAAAAACGACGGCUCUGUGGGCGGCCGGCGUUACUUCACAUGUCGGCCCGGCUACGGUGUCCUGGUCCGUCCCAGCAGAGUCACGUAUCGGGGGAUUAACGGUUCACGUCUGGUGAAUGAUGGCCGCUGAGGCCUUUUUCAACUUGAUGCUUAAGUUUUCUCUUUUUUCCUCAAUUCUUUGGUUCUUUUCUUUCUGAGGCUUCAGUCACAGAAUAUUUGCUUAUUAGACCUAAAAGAUGUUGAAGCACUUUAAAGUCAAAGAAGAAUUGGUAUGCAGGAUUGGCACAGUCUUCAGAAACUAAGAUGCACUACUUUCAAUCUGAUUGCAAUAAAAUCAUCCUUAUGACAGAUUUAGAAAAAUUUAACGUUAUAAUAUUUCUGUAGUUGAAGUAAAUUGUAUUAAAUUGUAUUUUCAUUAAAUAAAAACUGCACACUGGUUGGUUUCCAGCUUGAGGAUGUAAAGAAACCUGAGUCACUACUGGGUUUUAUAUUCUGCUUUAAUGUGGAGAAAAAAAGGUUGAUGAGGACCAGACCAUGUCAACACAAAGCAGCAUUAAUCUGAUCAGCAAGACUAUAGAAAUAAUUCCUAACCAUCGCAAGUCUGAUUCCAGUAGUCCAGGAAUAAAGCUAAUAAUCAGAUUAUGGAGGUUCCUGUAAAGAACCACUGCGAACAUCUUUAGAUCUAUUUUCCCUGUUGUUUUUUAAUUAGGAUUUUGCCGUUUGUAGCCAAAAUCCAAAAACCUGGGUCGUUUUCUAGGACAUAAUUUCUGCAGAACGGCAGGAGUUCAUUAGAAAUUCACCUCUGAGCUGUGGGCGGACCGUUGACGCUCAGCAACUCAGAUCACCUCCCCUUCCUUGUUACUGAGAGCUUAGUUUCAAGCUGUCCUGCUGGCUUACAGCCCCCAACACCCCCACUUAACAGUAGCGGUGCAACAAAAAUGGUGAACAAUAGAAGAGCUAUCCAUGGAGAGCUAUUCUUUAUUUAUGUCAUCCAUCAUCAGAAAAAUGUCAGAAGAGUAUGGAAAGACUUGAGGGUAAAAAAAAUAACCUGAAACAUUCAAACGUUUUCUUUUUAAAUGUAUAUGUUUCUUCAUUUGAUAAAGGAAAAGUAUAUGUUAAAAGAAUAAAAAAAGAUUAUAUUCUGUU